Molecule: messenger RNA, 960 nt
Organism: Protobothrops mucrosquamatus (brown spotted pit viper)
Lineage: Eukaryota; Metazoa; Chordata; Lepidosauria; Squamata; Viperidae
Product: olfactory receptor 8G1-like
Exons: 1
Coding region: 1-960 (319 amino acids)
Biological process (GO): G protein-coupled receptor signaling pathway
Cellular component (GO): membrane
Molecular function (GO): olfactory receptor activity; G protein-coupled receptor activity
Source: RefSeq, a predicted model, not a curated record
AUGUUAGUUGCAGAAAAAGAAAAUGAGACAGCCAUCACCGAAUUUAUCUUCUUAGGUUUGGGAAAUCCUGGUGAACUACAGCCUUUUCUUUUCAUGCUUUUCUUGGUGAUUUAUCUUGUGACAGUAACUGGGAAUCUUCUCAUCAUUAUGUUAGUUGUAGCUGACCAACACCUUCACAGCCCCAUGUACUUCUUUCUGGGGAAUUUGUCUUGCCUUGAAACCUGCUAUUCCUCAACUAUCUUGCCAAAAAUGUUGGCCACUUUGUUUACUGGAGACAGAAUAAUAACUGUAAGUUGUUGUCUAACCCAGUAUUUUUUCUUUAGCUGUUGCAUAGCAACAGAAACAUUUCUCCUUGCAGCAAUGUCUUAUGACCGUUACUUGGCAAUUUGUAGACCUUUAUUUUAUGCUUCUAUUAUGAGCAGGAAGUUUUGUUUCCAGCUUAUGGCUGGGGCAUGGAUAAAUGGUUUGAUAGUUAAUAGCAUUGUUGUGUUUCUGCUAGCCCAACUUUCUUUCUGUGGAUCCAAUAUAAUAGAUCAUUACAUUUGUGACUUAACUCCAUUGGAAAAACUGACUUGCAGGGACCCGACACUAUUUAAACUCAUUGUUCUUCUCUUGUCCUUCAUUUUUACCAUUCCUCCAUUUUUACUGACCUUCAGUUCUUACAUUUUCAUCAUUGGCAGCAUCAUAACAACUCAAUCUACCCUUGGAAGGCAAAAAGCUUUUUCAACCUGCUCCUCUCAUCUCGUGGUGGUUUGUCUUUUUUACGGCACAUUAAUCAUUGUCUAUAUGUUCCGAGAUUCCCCCACUAUGAAACAUCUCAAUAAAAUUUUCUCUAUUUUUUACACAAUCCUAACUCCUCUGGUCAAUCCUCUCAUCUAUACUUUAAGAAAUAAAGAAGUUCAUAAAUCCUUAAGGCGAAUGUUUAGAAAAUGUUCAUAUGCUUUGGGAAAAUAUCCAUAG